Messenger RNA from Laccaria bicolor S238N-H82, 1299 nucleotides. RefSeq lists its product as uncharacterized. The transcript is spliced from 10 exons. The coding region runs from base 1 to 1299 and encodes 432 amino acids. Gene Ontology annotation, molecular function: phosphatidate phosphatase activity. Gene Ontology annotation, biological process: phospholipid metabolic process. The record is from RefSeq and is a predicted model, not a curated record. Lineage: Eukaryota; Fungi; Basidiomycota; Agaricomycetes; Agaricales; Hydnangiaceae.
AUGCCCCGGAUUGCUGAGUUUGACUUCAUAUCACAUCUACUGGCAGCGUUCUUCGCGUUGGACAAGGUGCACGGGUACAGGAGGGUGUUUUCGUUGGAGGAUACCUCGUUACGACACCCGUUCGCAGAAAAAGAACGCAUACCCGACGUUGCACUCUACAUGAUAUGCUUCGUCGCGCCUCUCGUCAUCCAACCACUCAUCAACCUGCUGACUAUUCGCUCCUGGUGGGAUCUACAUAAUGGUACACUUGGUCUGAUUCUUGGUUUGGCGUUGACGGGCGCGGUGACACAGUUCACUAAGAUCACAGUAGGACGACCACGUCCAGGCACGUCCAUUUCUUCCUUUCCCUGCGUUGCUCCACUCUUUCCCACCGUUACACCACACAUUUCUCCCUUUUCCUUAUGUGUCUUGCUUUCCUUUUAUUCAUUUUUAUGCGCUUUCCUUACCUUCCCUUGCGCUCCUUCCUUUCCUUACCGUCCCUGCCCUCCUUACACCUCAUCUCCCUUCCUUUCUAUCGUCCUCCCUCCAUUCCCUUUCCUUCUCUCCCCUUCCCUCCCUCCCCCCUUACUCCCAUCCUUGCCUUUUCCUUCUCCUACACAACAACUAACUGUAUCCAAACCCACAGACAUAAUCGCCCGCUGUCUCCCACCACAAAACGCCACAGACCCCAUCUUCGGCUUAUCAACCGACGCCAUAUGCACAAACACCGACGUGGCCAUUAUGCGUGACGGGUUUCGGAGUUUUCCUUCUGGACAUUCGAGUCGUAGAAGGCUAACGCAACCCAUAACAGUAUCGUUCGCAGGUCUAGGGUUCCUUUCGUUUUAUUUAGCAGGGAAACUGCACCUUUUUGAUAAGAGGGGACACGCCGGAAAAGCAUGGUUAUCGUUAACCCCGUUCGCAGGCGCUGCUUUGGUAGCUAUUUCACGGACUAUGGAUUAUCGACACCACUGGCACGACGUCCUAGUAGGCUCCAUCCUCGGCACCGUCCUCGCCUACUUCUCUUACAGACAAUACUACCCCUCUCUCUCCUCCGAACUCUCCCAUCGCCCAUAUUCACCUAGGAUCAAGGAUGAGCUGGAUGCGAACCUGCAUAGGAAUGAUCUCGAGUCGCCGGUGCCUAUGGCGAAUCAACAACAAGGUCCUGCGGCCCAUCGAAGACAAGAGUCGGCGGUUCAGCAGCAGCAGCUGACUGCGACUGCGCAGGAGGAGGAUUAUGAGCUUGAAGGGACGGCGCCUAGGCCCAGUGGGCCUGGGCAUUUGUAUGAUGUGUGGAGUGAGGGACGGAAGGAUGAGGUGUGA